Molecule: messenger RNA, 496 nt
Organism: Didymodactylos carnosus
Lineage: Eukaryota; Metazoa; Rotifera; Eurotatoria; Philodinida; Philodinidae
Source: the annotation of a GenBank genome assembly
UAGCUGAAUCAUUUUACGUACAAACAGUAAAAAGAAUGGAAUGAUCUUCCUCGAACAGUUGCGAAAUCGUCAAGUCUCUCAGUUUUUUUCAUUGAACUAGAACAAUCCAUUUGUGGUUACAAUGCAAAACGAUGAAAGCGAUGAAAGCGAUGAAAUGUAUGAAAAGUAUGAAAGAGAUGAAAAGUAUGAAAGCCAUGAAAACUAUGAAAACGAUGAGAACGAUGAAAGCGACGAACGAGAUGAAAUGUAUGAGAAGUAUGAAAGCCAUGAAAAGUAUGAAAACGAUGAAAGCGAUGAAAACGAUGAAAGCGAAGAAAACGAUGAAAGCGGUGGACGAGAUGAAAUGUAUGAAAAGUUUGAAAGAGGUGAAAACGAUGAAAGCGAUGAAAGCGAUGAAAGCGAUGAAAUGUAUGAAAAGUAUGAAAGAGAUGAAAAGUGUGAAAGCCAUGAAAAGUAUGAUAACGAAGAAAACGAUGAAAGCGAUGAACGAGAUUAA